Messenger RNA from Peromyscus maniculatus bairdii (prairie deer mouse), 4638 nucleotides. RefSeq names its product MIA SH3 domain ER export factor 2 (gene Mia2). The record is from RefSeq and is a predicted model, not a curated record. Gene Ontology annotation, cellular component: endoplasmic reticulum exit site; endoplasmic reticulum membrane. Gene Ontology annotation, biological process: protein secretion; vesicle cargo loading; endoplasmic reticulum to Golgi vesicle-mediated transport. Gene Ontology annotation, molecular function: protein binding. NCBI's taxonomy places the organism in Eukaryota, Metazoa, Chordata, Mammalia, Rodentia, Cricetidae.
GAGAGUGUUAACUCCUGAAGCUGAGCCACGACACCAACGGGAAAAUGUAGUUACGAAGACACGGAACGACACUCAACCUUUUCCUCUUGUAUGGCCGGAGAGAGUGUCUGCUGUUCUGCUGGUGUGUCUGUGACCUGACAGGCAUUCGGAUGCUUGCUCAGGAUCCCUGGUGUCUUGUGUAAGCAUGGCGGAAAUCAGUGUUCGAAGAAUCCUUCUUUUGGUUAUUUCUCUGGCUAAGUGUCUGGAGGGCACAGAGCUGCUGGCACACCUCAAAAAGUGUGGUGACUUGGAAUGUGAAACUUUAAUCAGCAGAGUCUUAGCCCUGAGAGAUCAUACAGGACCUGACUGUCGGUACCUAAACUUCACUACGGGUGAAGAGAUAUCUGUUUAUGUUAAACUUGCAGGAGAGAGAGAAGAUUUGUGGGCAGGAAGCAAGGGAAAGGACUUUGGAUUUUUUCCCAGAGACGCAGUCCAAAUUGAAGAGGUGUUCAUAUCUGAAGAAGUCGAAAUGCCAACUAAAGAGUCUGACUUUCUUUGUCUUCUUGGGGAAGGCUACAUAUUUGGAAGUGAACAUAGUGAGUUAAACAGAGAUGGUGAUGGAAAUGUGUACCCAUAUGAGGAAGAUGAAGACCCAAACUAUAGCAUAUAUGAAAGUGAUUUUCAGCCAGAACCUGACUUUUAUGUAGCUUCCAAAGGACCGUUUUUUGAAGACCAAAUUUCAGCAUCAGAAGCUCCUGAAGAUUUCAGCAUUUCUAAUGAGUCUAAGGAUUGGGAAGAGGCUGGAAGUGCGGGCAGUGAGGAUCAGGAUUAUACUCCAGAUGUGGACCAUGUCUUGCCAUCCCAAAGCUUGCCUGAAACGCAAGAAUGGUUUGGACUGGGAAGAGAAGAAACUGGAAAGAAGGCUUUUGAAACAGAUACUGAACCCACACAAGAAAGCUCAUUUCAAAGCAGAAAAUUAACAGUGGAAGAGGAGAAUGACCUAGAGAAAUUAAACAAUGCUGAACCCCAAAUGGAACUUGAGCAGGAUCCAGAAUCCCAGUUUGACUCAGAGACACCAGAAUUCAGUCCAGGGCCAGAGGAACAGUAUGAACUAGUGUCUGAGUCGGAGAACAUCCUCAAGCCUCCAACCACUGGCUGGUUUGGUGGUGGAUUUACAAGUUAUUUAGGUUUUGGAGAGGAGGAUCCAGAACUUGAGUUAUUGUCCAAAGAAAGCAAUCCGCCAUCACAAGAUGUUCCCAGUUCUGUUUCACCUGAUGAAGAAGCCCCAGCUCCACGCAGAGAAGCAGCAACGGACGAGGAAGAUGCCUUCAUUAACGACAGCUCAACUCUCAGUCCAAACUGGUUUAACUUGGGUUUUGGUAUGCUAGGCUUUGCCUAUGCUGAUGAAGACAAAAGUAUUUCAGAUGAUGGGGAAAGUGAAGGUGGUGAGGUAGAUACCCACAAACAUCCUCUAGCAAAUGACUUUGACCCCGGAAAGGAACGAGAGAGGAAAAUGAUAACAGCCAUGGAAACAGAAGUUCAAGCAAAUAAGGACAGGGCCUUGGAGAAGACAGAUGAUUCUGAGUCUAUGCAGUAUCUGGCGAGGUUCUUUAAUAACCCUUGGAGCUUCCAGAACCUCCCAGAGGACACAGAAUUACCAUUUUCCCAACGGAUGCUGGAUCAAGAUGAUAUAGUUGAAAAUGACAAAACUGAAGAACUCUCCACUGAAAAGUCUGCCACAGAGAACAUGAAAGACCCCAUGAUGCUGGAGGGCAGAUACAGCCUGUCAGAUACGGCCUCUGAAAUAGAGUUACCUGUGAGAGUCCCUGAAGGAAUACAUUUCAAAACCUCAUCUUUGAAAGGGAAUGAGGAAGAUGCAGAGUCACGGGCGGCCUCUGAAGGGCCUGCUGUGGCAGAAACCGACAGGUCUGUGGGAGGGGCCCUGCUCGGUAGUCAGCUGGUCUCUCAAAAAGAGCAAGAUGCAGAGUUUCAGAUUCUGAAGUAUUUCUUUCAAAUCGAUGUCUAUGGCUUCAUGAAUUCUGCUUUUUCACCAUCUGAAAUUUUUAUAGAAAGGGUCGUGGCAGCAUUGCCUGAAGACAUGAGAGCAGGCUUUGAGUCCAGCGGUUUGUCAUUGGAAUUGGCGAUCUGUGUGCUCACCCUCGGAUUGCUUACUGUGCUCCUGUUUGUGUGGAGAGGCUUCCGAUCAAUUCGAAGCCGAUUUUAUGUAGGAAGAGAAAAAAAAUUGGCUCUUGAGCUUUCUGCGCAAAUUGAAGAAAAAUGUAAACUACUUGAAAAAGUUAGCCUUGCUCAGAAGGAGUAUGAAGGCUUAGACUCAUCUUUAAAGGAGGCCAACUUUGACAAGGAGUCAACAGAAGCACAAAGUUUGAAGUUUGUUGAAGGACCACAAAUAUCAGAGGCAACCUAUGAAAAUCUAGAAAGCUUGAAAUCUAAACUUGAAGAUGAAAUACUCUUUCUAGAGAAAGAACUAGAAGAAGAGAGAGCUAAACAUUCUGAACAAGAUGAUUUGAUGGCUGAUACUUUAAAAGAGAUACAGUCCCUAGAAGAUGAAUCAAAUGCUCUCAAAGCACAAGUAGCUGAAGCCAAAACGACCUUGAGAAUAUUUGAAAUCAAUAAAGAGCGACUUGUAGGAACAAUAAAAGAUGCCUUGGAUGAAACUGCUGAACUUCAGGAAAGCCAUAAGCAGCUUUUACAGGAAGCUGAAGUAAUGAGAGAAAAAGUGAAUGAACUCAAUAAACAGAAAGUAAAAUCUGAAGAAUCCAAAGUACAGGCAGAGCAAGUUCUAAAUGAUAAAGACAAUCAGAUCAAGUCUCUGGUGGAGAGCCUGCUAAAGACGGAGGUUUGGACUGCUGUGUUUGGAGAACAUGUAGCAGAUGACGGUAAUCUGGAUUGGGAGGUGAAGAGUGACCUAGAAAACGAUGCUCACUUAGAUAAUCAGCCCACGGGAGCUUUGAAGAAGCUGAUUUAUGCUGUUAAGUUAAAUGCUUCUUUAAAAGCCUUAGAAGGAGAAAGAAACCAAAUUUACACUCAGUUAUCUGAAGUAGAUAAAACAAAGGAGGAUCUUACAGAGCGUAUCAGAAGUCUGGAAUCUGAGCAGGAGUCUUUGCCGUCAGAAAUCACAGAGUUUGAAAACGAGAAACAGAAGCUUCAGCAGAAACUCCAAGUGAUGACUGAGCUGUACCAAGAAAACGAAAUGAAGCUUCACAGGAAAUUAACAGUAGAAGAAAAUUACCGAUUAGAGAAAGAGAAAAAACUUUCCAAAGUAAAGGAGAAGAUCAGCUAUGCGGCCGAGGAGCUGGAGACCUGCAGACAGCGCGCCAAGGAUCUGGAAGAAGAACUGGAGAGAACAAUUCACUCUUACCAAGGGCAGGUUAUAGCUCAUGAAAAAAAAGCACAUGAUAAUUGGCUGGUAGCUCGGACUUGUGAAAGAAACCUCAAUGAUUUAAGGAAAGAAAAUGCUCACAACAGACAAAAAUUAACUGAAGCAGAGUUGAAAUUAGAACGUUUAGAAAAAGAUCCUUAUGCACUUGAUGUUCCAAAUACAGCAUUUGGCAGAGAGCACUCCCCAUAUGGUCCCUCACCACUGGGCCGACCUUCAUCUGAAACGAGAGCUUUUCUCUCUCCUCCAACUUUGUUGGAGGGUCCACUCAGACUCUCACCUUUGCUUCCAGGGGGAGGAAGAAGAGGCCCACGAGGCCCUGAGAAUCUUCUGGACCAUCAGAUGAAUACUGAAAGAGGAGAGUCAAGCUGUGACAGGUUAUCUGGUGCUCCGAGAGCACCUUCUGACAAGUCCCUGUCGCCUCCAUGGGAACAAGACCGAAGGAUGAUGGCACCUCCACCAGAUGGGCCAGUCUCUUCAGAAAAGCAAUCCAGUAGAAAUGAUACCAAAGAUCAACCUGGUAACUCAAAAGUGCCUGAUUCUCCUGGUCAUGGCUUUGUCCCUCCACCGGGUCCCCCAGUUCCUCCUGUGGACCCAAGGAGCCAGUUUAUGGGAAGGGCCUGCCCCUUCCCCCCACCUUCUCCAAGAAACAUCUAUGGAGCUCCUCCAGAUUAUUAUUCUCCACCUAACGAUUUCCCUGGCCCACCACGUCUUCCAUUCCCAGGGAGAAAUGUGUACCCACCGAGGGGCUUUCCACCUUACCUUCCCCCAAGAGCUGGGUUCUUCCCCCCACCCCCACAUCCUGAAAGUAGACGUGCGGUCCCUCCAGACUUGAUUCCACCUUCAAAAGAUCCUGCAGCCGAACCUCCAGAACCCCAGGAGACCUGACAGUGGUGCUGGUCCCCCCAGCAGUCAUUUUCUUCUCAUUUCAGUUUAAGUAACUUCUAUUACUUAUGUGAUUAUAUUUUUGCUCAAAUUGAAGCUUACUGGAAUUAUAAUUCUCAGGAUAGUAUUUUGUAAAUAAAUAUGAUUUAAAUAUGAAUCUUAUGAGUAAAUUAUUUCCAUUUUAUUUUAUUCUGAAUAGUAUAUUUUACUUUGAUUACCUCAUCCAUAAUUAUGGUAGUUUUAUAUAUGUAAUCUUAUAGUUGGGGAUAUCUUAACCUCAAAAGGCUGUGUCUUUAUACCAGGAAUGUGUUCACCGUGGUUGUAGACAAAUGUAAAAGUAACUUUAUGUAUAAUGAAAUAAAUUUUAAUGAUUUAAA